This is a messenger RNA of Durusdinium trenchii, 927 nucleotides long. The record is from the annotation of a GenBank genome assembly. NCBI's taxonomy places the organism in Eukaryota, Dinophyceae, Suessiales, Symbiodiniaceae.
AUGGCCAUGACAACCCAUUCCGCCGGACUGCGCUUGCAUUCGAGCGAGGCCGAGCGAAAGCCCAGCAGAAGCCCACGGAAGAAGACUAGCAGGACGGGCUGGGGCAGCAGAUGGCUGAGCAGUGGACGUCAAGGGGUUCCAAGACGCAUUGGAAUGCUUCGUGGAAGCAAACCUUUGUGGGCAUCACUCGAGGUGGAAGUUUGGAAUGUCUCUAUCAGUGAUUCUCUAGGGGCUAGAGCUCACCUUCAGAUUCAAGGAACUUAUUGGCACAAGCUGGGCGUCCAAGAUGCUCCAGCAAUGCGCUACCUUUGCUGGCAACAGCCGCAUGAAAUCAGCAGUUCGGUACCACCGCUAAGGCCUAGACCCCGACUUUUUGUAGUUUGCGCCGAUGCGGGGCGGAGCAAUAGCGCCCGCCGGGCACGGCGCAACCGCCGCCGUGGCGGAUGGGACGCCGAGGAGCCGGCGCCGGACAAUGCAGCACAGAUGGCGUUGGUGCCCUCCCGACCUGCCCUGCCACCUGGCCAGACCGGCCGACCAGCUGGCAUGCACGGCCCGGUGCCGGUGAACCGUUUCGGCAUCGCAGAGGCUACGCCAGAGGCGCUGGCCGCAGCCGUGUUCCGAGCACAGCAAGUGGAGAAGGCAGGCCUCGAGGCCAUGCGCGACAGCGGAAAGAUCCCUCGAGGGCCGCCAGAUCUCCCCACCGGUACUGAAGUCAUCGAGCAGAAAUGCGUGGCGUACCUCAUCGGCAAGGGAGGUCAGGCAUUGGCGGCCAUCAACGCAGCCGCGGGCGUCUCCACGCAGAUCGAUCAGUCCACGAAGCAGUUCGGCUACAGCAUGGCAAACAUCUACGGCACCGAGGAGGGCACUGCCAAGGCGAAGCUGAUCCUCCGGCAGAAAAUCUCAGAAUACCGGCCACUGAGAGGAUGA